Messenger RNA from Peronospora belbahrii, 6495 nucleotides. Lineage: Eukaryota; Oomycota; Peronosporomycetes; Peronosporales; Peronosporaceae. The record is from the annotation of a GenBank genome assembly.
AUGGUCGAGUCUGCUCGGCAAUCGACGUCUAAAAGCCCACAAAGUCUUGUGGAGAUUGCUAUGUCGAGUAAGAAACACACAAACGAGACCCCAUUGCUGCCUACGUCUCUCACGGCCACUAGCACCGCCACAUACAUUGAGCUGCCCUUCCUCACACGCAGUUGCUCGCUUGUGCUACCGUUUACACGCGUAAGGCACGUACGCAACGCUCUCGUGGCGUGUAAUCUAUCUACAUGCAGUAUUGAGACGCUUGUAAAGAUUGCUGAUGAACGAAUAGCCAAGAAGGACGCUGUGCUGCUUGAGAAGGACGCGUUUGUGGAACUUGUGCGAUCACUACUAGCGUCUUGUUCAGAAGAUUCAUAUAAGCCAAUGGAAGAAACGAUCGAGUGCAUUUACCGUUCGUUCGAGACGACAAACCGCACUGAUCUUUACCAGUUAGUUACUGGCUGUCUUGUGCUUAUAGAUGGAGAAGUGAAGCAUAAAGUGGAAACUGCUAUCAAGUUUAGUCUGUACAAAUAUGGCAUGGAUGGAGACAGCCUUACUACCACGUCUGUCCUACGCACUGCUCUAAGUUGCUUGUUGCAGUCGAUGUCUGCUGUGUUUGAACUGAAGACUGCGACAAAUGACGACGUCUUGCAGUCAACGACGUCAAUUAUUACAACGUGUGUGGAUGAGACAGUGACGCGCAUACUUGCAUCGAAGUCCUUAGGAAAAGAUGAUGUGGUGUCGUUUGAAGACGACAUUUGGCCCUGGAUUGAAGUAAAUAGCAGUAAAACUGUUAUGUGGAUAAAGGUACUUGAUCAGAAAUAUUGGUCAGGUUUGAAAGAUCUAAUGUCGUCAGUGCCUCAAGCUGUUUCGGCGCAAAGGGAGCUACCGCUUGAGGAAUCAGUGUCGAUAAGUAGCGAAGGAGGAGAGAGUGAUGCCGAGUACGAUGAUGAAGAGGACGAUUCUACUGAACUGAGCUUCCGUUUUGCCAGUGUGGAUGGUGGAGUGUUGAAUAUUGGCAAGCAGCAGGCUGUCACUUUGUAUGACUUGCUGGCUCAAUCGGCUUUCACGCGUGUAACUUCUCAGGUAAUGUACGAUACUUUUGUCCAGCACACGGGUGAUGGAUUACUUGAAGAAGAGACUUUUCUGGAAGCGAUUGAAGAACUGCUUAGCAUGACCGACAAGCCGCACUUGAUGGAGGACAAUGCAUUUUUGGAACGUACACUUGCGAUCUUUCGGUCGUUUUUGCCUGAAAACUGCUUUAGUGUAGACGCGUUUGAAAUUGCCGCUGGUUUCAGCUUAAUGUCGCGGGGGUCGAAAAGUGAUAAACUUGCGUCUGCAUUUCAUUAUUUUGACGUGGACAGCAAGGGCUAUCUGAAUCAUGAGCAGCUGUGGCGGUUUUUGCGGUCUGUACUUAUCACGCUUCUUCAUUUAUCACCUCCAAGUGAAGCUGUUUUGCUUCGAUAUGGUUCGUUGGCGGAAUUAGUAGACAAGGGAGAAGAAGAAAUAAUAGAAGCCAUUAUGGAAGGAUUUGCAAAUGAGGUGGACGAGGAGGAAGACGACAAAGAGAGAGAAAGUGAUGGCAGUCAGGACGAUGAAGAGAAGUCUGCUGCUAAUAGUGAAAGUGGCGAGCAAAAUAACAUGACUGAAAGUGAUGGUGGCCGCACGCGCGCAAACUCGGAUAUGCAACUUGGUCUUUACACGUUUGAAGAUUUUGGAUUGUGGUACAAUGGCGGAGGAUUCAAAGGAAUGAGCUGGUUAGAGCUGCUGGAUCUUCGCAAAUGGGUAUUUGUAUCGCCCUCGUUCACGUUAGAGAGUCUCGAUACUCGCUCAGUCGAUCAUGUCGUAGCAAGCAACAAUUACUACACCGCUAACAAAAUUCAGGUCGAUAUUGACGCCGUUGGCCCUCCAGAUAUAGUACCGGAUGCCAAAAAGCCAUAUUUUUCAUUUGCUGACGUUAUUGACGAGGAUGAGGAUGAAAACGAAGCAGUAUUGUCCGUGCAAUACCCAUCUCCUUUGGCCGCAUCAAUCGGAUCGUCUUCUACAGCUGUGCGAUCUUACAAUAGUAGCAUUCCUGCUACGCUUCCAGCAAUUUGUCUGAAGAAUGAGAUUGUGCUGGAGUUUGAUCUGCCGUUUGACGCCAAUGACGAUGCAAUAACUGAAUUACCGUUGACGACUCUGAGCUUUGACAACGGCGACUUGAUCCAGUACUUUGAAUUUCAGCGUGUCAUUAAGCUCAAUCAGGUGCAGUUGUACCGCGUUUAUGACGUAUUUGAGCCGUAUAUGGUCGAAUCGGCUUCAUCGUGUAUCGAGAAAAGAACAUUUGACGAAUGCGUGGGCAAACUUUUGCCUGUCGACGUAGCUCCUAGUGUAGCAGCUGCAUUUGGCGCGAAUAGCAACACACGCGUCCCGCCUUGCAGUGUAGUCCGUGAAAAGGAUUCAAGGAUGGCUGCGGGCAUUCUCAGUCGCUUAUUUUUUGCCUUCAACCGUGGCGGAACUGGCAAGAUUGAUUUGGUCGAGUUUGUAUCUGCGUUGACUUUGUUUUGUGCGGGUUCGAAGAGUGAGAAGCUAGCAUUUGCUUAUCGAUUGUUUGAUGCUGAUGGAGACGGGUGUCUGACUCGUCGAGAGAUGUGGAAGUAUUUGCGCUCAUUUCUGACAAUGCUGUUAGCUUUAGGAAACGGGUCAGAUCUUUCUGCCGAAGCUAUUGCCAGUGUGGCGGAUACGACUGCGAUUGAGAUUGCCGACUGCAUCUUUAAAGACACGGACAAGACCUUUAGCACGAAGCAGUCGAUGUCGUCAAUGCGAGAAGGCAGCCAACGACACAGUUUGGACGUUCCAAUAUCAGUCGACUCGGUCUCGUCGAAGCAUUUAUCGCGUCGUUGCGUUCAGGAGCGUUAUGAGCACCGCGGGUCUUUUCCUGGUGAUACUAAUCUUCAUCUCGUUGGCGCUGCAUCAAGUGCGUCAGGUGCUGGUGCUGGUAGUGCAUUCAUUCGUGGAGGCGUUGUUUCCUUUGAGGAAUUUGCUGUUUGGUAUUCGCAACAUGGUUACACGAUCAUUGCGUGGAUUGAGUUGUUAGAUUCCAAAAAAUGGCCAGAGGUGCCUCGUUCUGUGUCUGAUGCAAUUCUUCGCUAUAUUAGUCGCCAGCAACAUGCGCUGGAAAAUGCUACGCAUAUGGGAUCUGACGAGACAGGGUCGGGGUCUUCUAAUGACACGGUUUCUUCUAACGACAGUACGAACCGUGUUAAUCACUCGUUGGUGCCAAAUUUCCCUGACUCCGACAUGACAGUCCUUGAUACGACAGCACUUCGGACUUCCGAUCGCUAUGCUGUAGAAGCAGGCAUGGAUGCCGUUAGUGGCAUCGCAAAUCUGAUCACUUCUCCGACAGUAUCAGCGGCAGGAGCAAAGGAUCUUUCUUCAGUGGCACUUCAAUUCAAGUUGACAAGCUACGACAACACGAUCCUACGCAUUCGUCUGAAAGACGUUGCUAUCGUUUACACGAUCUCAGAACGCAUGAAUUUUAGUCGUAUGACGUGCGGCGAACUCGUGCAUUUGCUGAAAAAGCACGCACACAAUCGCUCGUUAACGAAACCUGGGUAUCUGCGCGCCAUGCGCGACCUUGUGCCACGUGAACAACUUUCAAAUGAGGAGCAAGAAUUCCUCUCAUUCCACUUGCUGCGUAUCUUUACACUUUUUGAAAGUGAAAGUGUUUUACAGAGCGAAGAGACCAAUGGUGGUGAUGACAGCACUGACGCAGGGAAACGCCAGAGCGGAAAUCUUGCAAAUGGGGCGAGCACGAGCAACAUAUCUGUGGAGACGUUGCAGCUGGUUGCUGGUAUGUGUGUGUUUUGUGGAACAACGAAAAGUGCCAAGCUAGGUGCGCUGUUUAAACUCUUUGCCUCCCACGGCGAUGGACACAUUUCUCGUCGCCGACUUUAUGAAAUGCUGAAGUCUAUCCUUGUGGUGUUGUUUGCCUUCUCAAGCCACAAUGCCACACGAGGCAACUCAAACGACACAGGAUCUAUUAGCUCCUGGAGUACUAACUCUAUCGCAGGACGUGCAGCUGGCGCCGUUGUUUCGAAGCUACUGUGUGAGGCAACAUGUAAACGCCCGGAUUCCAUCAGCCUUGCUGAGUUUGCUGCCUGGUAUGCAGCUGGAGGCUACAUGGACUGUCCGUGGUUGGAGCUUCUUGACCUGUCCAAAUGGCCGGCCAAGGAAGCUUUUGAAGCUAGCAAACGAGAGAAGCCGCUGAUCUACGCUUUCGAUAUGCUUGAAGAAGGCAGCAUUCUGCACUUUACCGAGAGUGAUAUAUCGACGUAUCUCUUUAUGCUGCGCUCGACAAAGCUUGGCGAGUUGAAUGUAAGCAAAGUUUAUGACGCAUUACUAGCCUAUGCGACACCGUCAGCUGAGGAGGCGCUCAAGAUGUCCAAGGCUGUUGGAACUCAGAGUCGUCGAGGCCAGAUGUACUCAUAUGCUGCUGUGGAGGAAGAUGAAGGAGCAUAUUUAGUUUUGACGCGUGCGAACUUUUAUGAGUGCGUGCGCAGUUUGGUAUCAAAGGAGAACAUGUCAGAGAAGGCUCAGCAGACCUCGUCUAAGUUGCUCUCGCGGUUAUUCAACGUGUUUGACCGCAAGCGUUGUGGCCGUGUAAAUGCCUUGGAGCUUGCGUGUGGCCUAAGCAUCUUAGGUAGAGGCUCUAAAAGUCAGAAACUCUCUUUGGCGUUUGACUUCAUCACCAAAAUGCGCCAACAGCGGCACAAAACGCUUGCGAGCUAUGCGCCGGCACCCCCCAGCACUUCUGUUGGCCUUGGCGGAUUCGCGGCGCAAGGAACGGCAACAGGGGGAUUUGGAUUUGGACUCGGAGGUGUUCAAAGCAGUCAGUUCUUGAUGAGCAGUGGUGCAUUUGGGUUUCCCAGUACCCGUGACUUUGCCUCGAGUGCGCAAGGUAUGCGAGGUGGCACGAGUCGUCAUCCUGCACCAUUAUCAGUGGCUGAGAUGAAUGCGCUGCCACAUUCAGUGCUGUUUAUCUACCUACGCUCGUUCUUACUGGCGCUUAUGGCACUUAGUGACGGCACGUACCGCCUUGGGUUAGAGAAAAUAUAUGUGGAGGCUGAUGAUUUUAUUGAGGAAGCUAUGGGAGAUCUCAUGACGGACGUCACAAGUAAUGGAGGUACGAAUGGGACGUCCGCCGCUGCCAGUAUUUCUGUUUACGGCAGUGCUCGCUCGCGCGCCCGCGUUACUUUCGAGCAGUUUGGCGAGUGGUAUAACACAGGCGGCUACCAACUUAUCUCGUGGGUGGAGCUUCUUGACGUCAAUAAAUGGCAGCAGCAGCAAGACUUUCAGGAUCAGUCGAUGGUGGCUUCAGCAGCUGGUCCUGCUUCGGCUUAUCAAAGCAAACACAUUGCCUCUCUUAUGGGCUCGCAAAGCCGUGGUGCAAUGCCUACAAAGGCUCCUAUGCCAGUGGAGCCAAUGCAGCCAAUUCAACACUCCGUGAAGCCCGUGACACGCCGAAGGCAGGUGCGCCAGAGCGACAUUGUUUCCACUCCGUUUGUUCGGGGUCUCCCGACACCAGAUUCAGGUCCUAAAUCUGACCCUCGCAAGUCUGCAAGUGCCGUUAGUCUAUGCUCGGAUGGCCCCGUCAUGGUAUUUGCCAUUGCAAAGGACGCUGCAGAGCUGCAGUUUUUCAAUGAGGACAUUUUGACGUUUAAGCUGUUUUUACGGCAAACACAACUACACACGGUGACUUCAUGGGAGCUACAGGGUGCGAUUUUGGAAGCGUUAAACUUCCCCAGUGUCAAUAGCGCUGGUAUUAUGUUGACACCACGCAGUAUGAUUUUGCGCGCACUGCAUAAAGUAUGCGGGACAUUACCCCUCGCUGCUCCUCUGUCAAUGGAAUCAAAAGAUCAGGUUGGAUUUCUUAGUGACGAAGGGAUCGAGAUGCUUCAUUCGUUACUUGGUGUUUUUGUGGCCGAACCUGCUUCUGUCGACGAAGAAAAGCAAAUUGCAGGAGAUGGUGAUGAUGAUGACGAGCUGGAAGACCCGACGGAAAUAGGUGCAGCAAUUUGCGGUUUGCUCGUUGUUUGCAAAGGUUCGAUGCUUGACAAGCUCAAGUGUUGUGCAACAAUAAUUUCCGGUGACGACAGAGAGAGCACUCAGAAGGGUGGCACAGAAGUUAAUGAUAAAGUCGACGGUCCCAUGACGAAGUUAAAGACCAUUAAGUCUAGCCUCAUGUGCUUCUUAAUGGCGUUUUACGGCAUGAGUAGCUCACUAAGCGCCGAGAUGGCUCGGUACUCUGCUGGACUCGGCGCAGAUGCCGUGUUGCAAUCGUUUGCCGAAUCUUUGACCGGAGACUCCAGCAUCCUAAACUUUGAGAAGGAAGUAUCACUUAGCGUCUUUUGCAACUGGUUCAGCGAAUCCGGCUACCCGUCACAUUCGUGGCUCGAGCUGGCCGAACUCAAUCACUGGCCAGCUGCCAUUAACGUCUGUGGAAGCAACGGGAUUACCGAUGACUCUUAG